Molecule: messenger RNA, 2333 nt
Organism: Chaetomium fimeti
Lineage: Eukaryota; Fungi; Ascomycota; Sordariomycetes; Sordariales; Chaetomiaceae
Product: phosphatase 2A regulatory B subunit-domain-containing protein
Exons: 5
Coding region: 127-2130 (667 amino acids)
Biological process (GO): signal transduction
Cellular component (GO): protein phosphatase type 2A complex
Molecular function (GO): protein phosphatase regulator activity
Source: RefSeq, a predicted model, not a curated record
CUAGAGUCAAGCCGAUACCCUCUCAGUAACUGAAACACCCUAUCAUCAACAGGUUGCUUCGGUUCGAAGAAGGGUCGAGCUGGGCGCCUCUAGUCGCCCACAGAAGAGAAGCUGUUGUCUUCAAAGAUGAAGCGUUUCGGCGCCAAAGUCCUCUCGCGAGGCAAGGACUCCAGCAAGUCCUCCAAGAAGAACAAGGAUUCCAAGGAUGGAACAGCGUCGCCGAAUGCCGCCGCUAGGGAUACCAACCAGUCGCCCGUCUUGACCCCGUCAUCCUCUACCUCGACGCUCAACGAUAUCCGCAACAAGCCGCUGCCUCCCAACAGCGUCUCCCAUGCCGACCACGUUGCCCAGGCCCAGCUCGGCAAUAACGGCGCGAACGCCGGUGCGCCGGACAGAUUCGCCACAGGCGGCCCCGGGCAGGGCGCCAACGGCGGCGGGACGCCUGCGAGGCACGGCCCCUUACCCCCGACCGUUAUAAUCAGCCCGAGUGCUCCGCAUGUGCCACCACCCGGUGCCGCUGAGACCAUGCCUCAUGAUCUCGCCCCGCCGAAGGCUGGCCAGAAGUCAUUGAUGUAUGACCGCCUGCAGCAGACCCCCAAGGACGUCCUGGAGGGCCCCAAGACGCCGAGACGGCAGCAUUCAUCCCGUUUCGACAUCUCCGCCCACCGUGAGCUCGAGAAACUCCCCGGCUUCCACGAGGUUCCCCCCGGACGCCGGGAGGACCUCUUCAUGAAGAAGAUCGAGCAGUGCAACGUCAUUUUUGAUUUCAACGAUGCCAGCGCCGACAUGAAGUCUAAGGAAAUCAAGCGACUGGCCCUCCACGAGCUCCUGGACUAUGUGGCCAACAACCGGCAGGUCAUCACGGAGCCCAUGUACCCGGUCGUUGUCGGCAUGUUUGCCAAGAACCUGUUCCGCCCGAUCCCGCCUCCCAUGAACCCGCAGGGUGAGGCUUUCGACCCGGAAGAGGACGAGCCCGUUCUGGAAGUCGCCUGGCCUCACAUUCAAGUCGUGUACGAGUUCUUCCUUCGCUUCAUCGAGAGCCAGGACUUCAACACGAAUAUCGCAAAAGCGUACAUUGAUCACAGCUUCGUACUUCAGCUCCUCGAGUUGUUCGAUUCCGAAGAUCCCCGGGAACGAGACUUCCUGAAGACCACUCUGCACCGCAUAUACGGCAAAUUCCUCAAUCUCAGAUCUUUUAUCCGCCGCUCCAUCAACAACGUCUUCUUCCAGUUCACCUACGAAACCGAGCGGUUCAACGGCAUCGCUGAGCUCCUCGAGAUACUCGGUUCCAUCAUCAACGGCUUUGCCCUCCCUCUAAAGGAGGAACACAAGCUCUUCCUAACGAGGGUUCUGAUUCCCCUCCACAAGGUGAAGAGUCUGAGCAUGUACCAUCCUCAGCUCGCCUACUGUAUUGUGCAGUUCCUCGAGAAGGAUGCUUCGCUGACGGAAGAGGUCGUGCUUGGUCUCCUGCGGUUCUGGCCCAAGGUCAACAGCACCAAAGAAGUUAUGUUCCUCAACGAGGUUGAGGAUAUCUUUGAAGUCAUGGACCCGGCCGAGUUUGCCAAGGUCCAAGAACCUCUGUUCCACCAGCUGGCGAAAUCGGUAGCGAGUCCCCAUUUCCAGGUCGCCGAACGCGCCCUCUACUUUUGGAACAACGAAUAUUUCUGCAACUUGGUCAGCGACAAUGUUGAAAUCAUUCUGCCCAUCAUGUUUGCGCCGCUAUACGAGAACUCCAAGGGUCACUGGAACAGAACGAUCCAUGGCAUGGUCUACAACGCCAUGAAGCUGUUCAUGGAGAUCAACCCCCAACUGUUCGACGACUGCUCGCACGAGUACACGGAGCAGCAGAAUAGUGCUGCCUCGAGGGAAGCCCUUCGCCAAAGGAAAUGGGCUGCCAUCCAGGACCAAGCCGACCGCAGGAAAACCACCAAUGGGUCGACCGCCACCGCCGGGGCAGCACCGCCAAGGGCGGCCGCGACCACAUUGCCGAGGGUCGACGAGGUGGACGCCGCCGAGGACAACCAAAUGAGACUGAACUCGUUGAAUCUGCAAGAUGGCGACCGGAGAGACCGCCGACCCGAAACGCACGAUAGACAAAACUCGGUUGGCUCGGCGCGGAGUCAGCGGUAAUUGCGAUCAUGUUUGGAUUUCUGGCCUUCCCGAUGCGACGUCGCCCGGUCGGUCCUGGUGUCUCUGAAGAUGGUCUUGCCCUCGCUAUUACGGGCCCCCGCUAGACAGCUUUGGUUUUUAAUCCUGGCCUGUUCUUAACCUGACAGGUCAGGGUGUCGGAGGAGGCUUGAGCAAGGCAUUAAGGGAAUCAAUCCGAAGCACCC